AACACCAUCUCGACGGUCCGCGACUUUCCCGCACUCGCUCAUGCUACCAUAAACUUUCCCAGGCUCGCAAUGCCGCCUCGAAUAUCAGUGGCAGCGCCCAGAAGCCUGUCGUCACGAUCGACAGUCCUGGUUCGUCGGAGGUUUGCUUCAAGCUCCGCAAAUGUCCCCGAGAUCUACGAUGUCGUCUGUGUAGGCGGCGGGCCAGCAGGAUUGAGUUUGCUCACGGGAUUGAAAGCGUCGCCAAUCACUAGCGCGUUAAAGGUUGCACUCAUUGAAGGUCAAGAUUUGCAGAAAAGUCGACUACCACAAGAUGCGAGUUUGGACACUUUCUCAAAUAGAUGUAGCUCCCUCACGCCGGCAUCUGUGAGAAAUCUACAGGAAAUUGGAGCAUGGGCGCAUGUAAAUGCACCCAGAGUGCAGCCAUACCAGGAGAUGCAAGUGUGGGAUGGCGUGAGCGAUGCGCGCAUAUCCUUUGACUGGCACACUGCAAAGCCGCUUCUAAGUCCUCGUAACCCUGCACAACCCACGACAAUCGCCUACAUGAUCGAAAACGUCAACACUGUCACAGCCCUUCUUAGCCGGCUUGAACAACUGGGGGGUGUCGAUUUCUACACGUCUACAAAGGUCGAGUCAAUUGAAUUGGGCGUUGAUACAGAGACAAUGGACUUUUCAUCUUGGCCAACUCUCAAGUUGUCAAAUGGAAAGACAUUGGCCGCUAGGUUGUUGGUGGGAGCUGAUGGUGCAAAUAGUCCUGUUAGGACAUUUGCUGGCAUCGAGUCGCGAGGCUUUGACUACGCUAGACACGGUGUGGUGGCCAGUCUGAAGCUGGAGGGACAAGGCUGGGGUGGACCAGACCACAAGAUUGCAUAUCAGCGCUUCUUGCCAACUGGACCAAUUGCCAUGCUUCCACUCCCUGGCAACAUGUCAACACUUGUGUGGAGCACCACGCCCGAACGUGCGGCGAAACUCAAGGCCUUGUCACAGAAUGAUUUUGUCGCAAUGGUCAACGCAGGCUUCCGUCUAUCACCAACAGAUCUCGAAUACCUCCACACUUUAUCAUCGGGACAAGAAGAGGAAAUAGCAUGGCGAGAGAAGCACACACCAGUCGAUGAACGUGCAGUUCCCAUGAGAGUAGUAUCAGCCCAAGCCGGCACUGUUGCAUCCUUUCCUCUCCGGAUGCGACAUGCCGAUACGUAUACCGGGGAACGAGUAGCGCUUGUCGGCGACGCUGCACAUACCAUACACCCGCUCGCAGGCCAAGGACUAAACCAAGGCCAAGGCGAUGCAGCAACUCUCGUCCGAACGAUAUCGCAUGCAGUGCAGACGGGUCAAGAUAUCGGCUCGACCCUGGCGUUAGAAAGCUACACCAGCGAACGCUAUGCGGAAAACAACGCAAUGCUAGGUGUGUGCGAUAAGCUGCAUAGAUUGUACAGUGUAGAAUCAGGACCCCUUGUCGGACUACGCAGCUUGGGGUUGCGAGCUGUAGAUUCAAUGGGUUCGCUUAAGAGCUUCUUCAUGAGUCGGGCAGCGGGCGGAUCGUAG
This is a messenger RNA of Pyrenophora tritici-repentis Pt-1C-BFP, 1542 nucleotides long. Its product is annotated as UbiH, 2-polyprenyl-6-methoxyphenol hydroxylase and related FAD-dependent oxidoreductase. The record is from RefSeq and is a predicted model, not a curated record. Gene Ontology annotation, cellular component: mitochondrion. NCBI's taxonomy places the organism in Eukaryota, Fungi, Ascomycota, Dothideomycetes, Pleosporales, Pleosporaceae. Gene Ontology annotation, biological process: ubiquinone biosynthetic process. Gene Ontology annotation, molecular function: oxidoreductase activity, acting on paired donors, with incorporation or reduction of molecular oxygen, NAD(P)H as one donor, and incorporation of one atom of oxygen; FAD binding; 2-octaprenyl-6-methoxyphenol hydroxylase activity.